UUUGUUGGCGUGUCAAUCCGCAUUCCUCUCUUAGCUCUCGCCUUGUUUGUUAUCUCAAUCGCACAGAAUGGGUGUUCCUUUUGAGGCUCUGAUCCCCUAUGGGAUCAUCGUCGGCAUGUUUGGCCUGACCGGCGCUGGUCUUACUGCUGUCAAGUGGCUCGGGAAUGAUGGAAAGAAGGCCCGCUGGAACCGGGAUCUGUGGGACAGAGUAAUGAUGGAGAGAGAUUUGAGAAUCACAGGAUCCUUGAGAGGCCAAUCAGGCAACGCAGAAGCCCCGAAGGGAUUCGAGCUUAGCAACCCAUGGAAGCUGGAAAAACGGAUCUUCUAAGCCACUCCGACUUGUCACAACCUAUGUCAUUUAUAUUGCCUAUUUGCUCGCCUGCCACUUUUCAAUAAAUACCAUGCAAUGAUUAGAAGAAGCCUUCUUGUAUCAUAUUACCAGGCCAGCAAAAAGCGGCAGGGUAGUCGCGAAC
Messenger RNA from Aspergillus nomiae NRRL 13137, 473 nucleotides. RefSeq names its product NADH dehydrogenase [ubiquinone] 1 alpha subcomplex subunit 1. Lineage: Eukaryota; Fungi; Ascomycota; Eurotiomycetes; Eurotiales; Aspergillaceae. The annotation marks the transcript as partial. The record is from RefSeq and is a predicted model, not a curated record. The transcript is spliced from 4 exons.